GGGGACGCGGACGGGCCGGUCUUCUCUCUCCGGGCCUUGAACUAUUACAAUAAGGAAUUGCUUCGUAACUGGAUCCAACCUCUGGUCAAAGGCAGGGCAUACCGUGCUGGAGUUGCCUUUAGCAACGGACAGAGACAAUACUUGGCUUUUUAAAUUAAAUCAAUAUAAUUACAUAAACUCCUAUCAUGAAAACCCUCUCAAUGUGGAUGCAAUAGGAAAGAUUGUAAAGAAGUUAGUCAUACAGAAGAAAACUGACUUGCCAGAUUCAAGCAGUACUGAAUUGUCAAGCAGAAAUUCCAACAGCAGAGCUCCCAAGUGACCGGCAUUCAGCAGCAUCCUCCUGAAAGAGCUAGGAAAGGGGCCAGAAAGUACACCAUUUCACUGGAAUAACAGAAGGGGGCCUUCUGAAAGACACUGGUUGAAAAGACUUGAUGCGUGUGCUCUUCUGGAAAAGAGAACCUACAGAAUUAGAGGGUCAACUAAAAUGCUUGGCAAGAAUGAAGAUAAAUGCAAAGAUGGCAUGUCCAAGGAAUUUUAAAAGGUGUAGACCUCCUGAUUGAAGAUUGUUGUGUAUCUUAUUCUGUUUAACUAAUAAAUUGCUGCUGUCCUACAGGUGAAAGUCAUGAUUACGCUAACUGAACUCAGAUAUUUAGCAGAUGCUCAGUCAUCCUACCACAUAUUAAAACCAUGGUGGGAUGUCUUCUGGUAUUACCUCACCAUGAUUAUGCUGCUGGUUGCUGUACUAGCCGGGGCUCUCCAGCUCACUCAAACUAGAGUGUUGUGUUGUCUUCCUUGUAAGCUAGAAUCUGACAGUCGUUGUGCAGUGCCUUGGGAUUUGAUUAAAACCAACCUUAAUGUGUCCUCUAGCUCUGCCACACAAAUAAUUCUCCCUUCGAGAAUCCAGAAUGAUCUUCACCGGCAACAGUAUUCCUACAUUGACGCAGUGUGUUAUGAGAGACAGCUUCAUUGGUUUGCCAAAUUUUUCCCAUACCUAGUGCUUCUGCAUACUUUCAUUUUUGCAGCUUGCAGUAACUUUUGGCUCUACUAUCCUAGCACAAGUUCAAGGCUUGAGCACUUUGUAGCCAUUCUUCACAAGUGUUUUGAUUCUCCCUGGACAACACGAGCCCUCUCAGAAACAGUUGCUGAGCAGUCUGUGAAGAAUCUGCCGCUAUCCAAAUCCAAAAUAUUGCUUUCAUCACCUGGGAGUUCAACGGAUACAGAGGCAAACAGGCAGUCUCUGCCAUAUACACAGCCUGGUUUAGAAACAACUGGAAGAGAGAACUCUUCGAGUGUUCUAGACAAAAAAGAAGGGGAACAAGCUAAAGCUAUAUUUGAAAAAGUAAAAAGAUUCAGAGUACAUGUUGAAGAAAAGGAUGUCAUAUAUAGAGUGUACAUGAAACAGAUUAUAAUCAAAGUAAUUGUAUUUAUAAUAAUAAUGAUCUAUGUCUCCUAUUAUUUAACUUUUAUUACACUUGAAAUUGAUUGUGUAAUUGAUGUUCAAGCCUUUACAGGUUACAAAAGGUACCAGUGUGUUUAUACACUCGCAGAAAUUUUUAAAGUAUUAGCUUCAUUUUAUGUUGUUUUAGUGACCUUCUAUGGCCUGACCUGCACUUACAGUUUGUGGUGGAUGUUGAGAAGUUCACUUAAGCAAUAUUCUUUUGAAAAGUUAAGAGAGAAAAGCAACUACAGUGAUAUCCCUGAUGUAAAGAAUGACUUCGCAUUUAUUCUUCACUUAGCAGAUCAGUAUGAUCCACUUUAUUCACAACGAUUCUCAAUAUUUCUAUCGGAUUUGAGUGAAAACAGACUGAAACAGAUAAAUCUUAACAAUAAAUGGUCAGUGGAAAAACUGAAAAGUAAACUAAUACGAAAUUCCCAGGACAAGAUCGAACUUCAUCUUUUCAUGCUAAAUGGUCUUCCAGACAGUGUCUUUGAACUGACUGAAAUAGAAGUUCUAAGCUUAGAACUGAUUCCUGAAGCCAAGCUUCCUUCAACAGUGACUCAGCUAGUCAAUCUCAAAGAAAUGAAUAUUUAUCAUUCAUCAUUAACUGUGGAUUACCCAGCACUAAACUUUCUAGAAGAAAAUCUGAAAACAUUGCGUCUAAAAUCCAGUGAAAUUGGAAGGAUUCCACUUUGGGUCUUUCAUCUAAAAAACCUCAAGGAAUUGUGUUUAACAGGAUGUUUUUUGCUAGAUUACCACAACUCUAUAUACAAUGAAGGCUUUCAAGAUCUAAAGAAUCUGAGAACAAUUUACUUAAAGAACAGCCUUUCCCGUAUCCCUCAGGUGGUUACAGACCUUUUGCCUUCACUGCAAAACUUAUCUAUCAAUAAUGAGGGAAAUAAACUGGUCGUACUAAACAACCUGAAAAAAUUGGUAAACCUGAGAACCUUGGAGUUGAUCUCCUGUGAUUUAGAGCGCAUUCCACAUUCUAUUUUUACCCUAAACAAUUUGCAUGAAAUAGAUUUAAAAGAGAAUAAUCUCAGAACAGUGGAAGAAAUAAUGAGCUUUCAACAUCUCAAGAACCUAUCUUGCUUAAAAUUGUGGCACAACACCAUUUCAUAUGUCCCUGUGCAGAUUGGUGCGUUAUCAAACCUAGAACAACUGUACUUAAAUUACAAUAACAUUAAAAAUGUUCCACUGCAGCUAUUUCUUUGUAAAAAGCUACACUAUUUGGAUCUUAGCUAUAACAAGCUAACAUCUAUUCCAGAAGAAAUCAGUUAUUUGACAAAUCUGCAGUACUUUGCUGUGACAAAAAACCAUAUUGAGAUACUGCCAGAUGGAUUAUUUCAGUGCAAAAAGCUGCAAUGUUUACUUCUGGGACAUAACAGCCUGACAAGUUUGUCUCCUCGUGUUGGCCAACUGUUGAACCUUGUUCAGCUAGAGCUGAUUGGGAACUACCUUGAAUUGCUUCCUGCUGAGCUAGAGGAAUGUCAGUCUCUGAAACGGAGUUGUCUAAUUGUAGAAGAAAGAUUGUUAAAAACGCUUCCACCUUGUGUGAGAGAGAGCUUGCAGACUUGCUUGGAUAAAUGUUAAAUGAGAUGAGACUGUGUACAUCAACAAAUCCUUUAGGCCUUUGACUUACUGUCUGUGUAAAGAUAGGUGUAGGUGGAAAGAAGGAAAGAGAGGCAACAAGUAGUUUACAAUUCAGGUCUAAAUCUACCCAUAUUGCCCUGAGUCUUAUUUAUAAGAAAAGGAAAAAGAUGCAUUUGUCUUAAAACAAGCAAGCAGAAGCGUAGAUUUAGCAGACAGACAUUUGUGAAUAACCUGAUAGGUAAGUGAUUGGGUUCUACUGGCUGAUGUGCUUUCAGCAGUAAAUGUUUACGGUCAUGAGUGUUGGGAUGGAAGAGUUGGUUGCUUAGCUGUAGAGUAUCUCAUUUUUUCAUGGAAAAUUUUAUUUCUUCUGAAAACAAUAAUUUUAAAUGGCUUAAUCGUAUAUUAUGUUGGGAGCAAAGAUUACCUACGUUUGUUUUUUCAGACACAUACUUAUCACUGACUUGAAGUAGCAUGUGUUAAGUUAGGACUGUCCUAUUUAAAAUAACACAAUUAACUGGUUCAUCGUGCAUUUUGCAAAUCAUUUUACAAUUUUACAGUUUUAAUGUUUUUUUCAUGUGAGAGAAGUGUUGAAUGUUAAACUUCUAACUUUGGAAGAUGCCACUUAAUUCUUUUUAUUAAAAAAGUUGGACAAGUAUUCUACACACCCUUCUACAACCCACUUCAAUAUUUUAUGUCUUUAAAGUAGCAAAAAUUGAGCUAAUUAACUAUCUUGUUUGCCUACUAGGUGGGAUUCAAAUAUAGCUUAUUUAAUUUUAAAAAUCAAUCCAAAGAUUCCUAAGUAUUCAAGUAGCUACUGUUCAUGUAACAAAGGUACUUGCUUUGUUCACAUGUACUUAACUGAGACAACAUAAAUUGAUAAUUCCAUAAUACCUACCUUCAUUGAUCAUAAUGACAAAUGGAACAAAGUGCAGCCAUGAAUUGUUUGAUAAGUUGUGGGGGUCCCAGCUGUUAGUGUGGUGUAUACUCCCACUUGCCACUUAACCUUCCAAUUGUUGACUCCCUCAAUAUUCCCUCCCCCUCACCCCCAUUGUGGUGUUAAUGUACCGGUGAAAAAUUGUCAUCAAAGAUUAAUGGACGGAGAGGGAACGAUACAACUUUAAAAAAAAAAAAAAAAAAAAGGGCGGGGGGUGGGGAAGCCCAUGCAGUUCAGAAGUGCUUGUAAAAACACCAUGAGCUUUUUUUUUCUGCUAAGUGAUAUGUGCCUACAAGGUGUGAGCUGAAGGGAAGCUCUUAUUACCCUUUCCUUUAUUUAAUAUACUCCAAACUGGAAGGAAAUAAAGUGAUUGCAGAUUUUAUAUAUUUUUUUCCUGUACACUUUGUUUCAUUAUUUACUUCUAAGUCUGCUCUUCUGGAAUUUAUCAUCUCAGCUAAGAAUUUUGGAUUUUGCCUGUUCCGGUAUGUAUAUACACACACACAACCUGCUAGCAUGCAUUCAGGGAACAUUUUUCUAAUGUGUUAAAAGUCAAAUGUAAAAUGCAGGCUAAUGUAUGUUUAACUAGAUACAACUACAUCUGACAAAAACACUAGAAAUGUUGACUUUUUAAGAUUCUUGAUGUUGAAUAAUUGUAAUCCCUGGUUUGUCAUUAAAUCAGUAGAGGAUGAGUUAAUCUAGUUUAUCUUUGGUCACUGUGCUCUCAUUCACAAUGGCAUUGUCUUGAAGUUAAGGUUUGCCUUUUAAUUUUUUAAAUACAUCGUAUACUUAAAUUCUGAUCCCCUACAUAUAAAUAGGAAAUGGUCUUUAGCUAUCCAACAGGUUAAUACUUAUUCAUUAUGCAAAUUGCAUUCCAAAGACCUUUCUAACUAAAACAUUCUUCUCAGGGAACCAAACAUAUGGAACUUCAUGAAUUUUUCCACAGCUUUUCAAUCUUUUGGUUUUAGUAGGUGCUGUAUUGAAUGAAAUUUUUUGUAUCAACUGAUCAGUCACAUCUAAAUGCUAAGCAUAGUAUCUUUUUGUAACUUCCAUUUCUAAUUUUUCCAAGUCUUAGUCCAAGAUAUAAUUUUCAUGUCAUGAUAGGUCCAAGGGGACUUGCAUGGUUCACAAACAGAGCUAGUCUUAAAAUAUAACUACGUUAGAGCGGAACAACUUGUGCCACUAUCAAUAGAGUUGAGUUAAUAAUUACAGUAUUAAUGACAUGUCAGGAAAUUUUAAAAUCAUUUUGUGCUGGAAUUUGCACAAGAUUUUAGCCCACAAAGUACUUUAAAAAUAAUAUUACAAAAGUAGAUUUUGUUUUGGGUAAAAGUUCUUUUAGUCUUAAGCUUUAUUUCAUUCCUUUGUUGAAAAGCAGCUUUGAUAUUUAAAAGAGCAUAAGGUUAAACAGAUAACUGUUUGCACCAGACAUUUAGAACAAAAUUUUUACAGCUUUUUAGUUGUGUAAACCUUUUUUCAUGAUUAGCACACUGUCACUGCUUAACUAUGGCUUUGAUCUACUUUAUUUCAUCCAGAGUUUGUCCUUCAGAAGUGAACUACACUAAUAGGAAUAAUGUAGAGGCUGAUCCUGCAUUCUUAAAAUGUGCAUAACUCCAAAAGGAGCUGGGGAAGCUGUCUAAGAACCAUGGGAUUAGACCCAUAAACAUUAAUGUUUCAUGGGUGGAGUCUGUUUUUUAAAAGAAAAACAAAAA
Molecule: messenger RNA, 5671 nt
Organism: Chelonoidis abingdonii (Abingdon island giant tortoise)
Lineage: Eukaryota; Metazoa; Chordata; Testudines; Testudinidae
Gene: LRRC8B
Product: leucine rich repeat containing 8 VRAC subunit B
Molecular function (GO): protein binding
Source: RefSeq, a predicted model, not a curated record